Phalaenopsis equestris is the source of this 596-nucleotide messenger RNA. Its product is annotated as V-type proton ATPase subunit e1-like. Gene Ontology annotation, biological process: proton transmembrane transport. Gene Ontology annotation, molecular function: proton-transporting ATPase activity, rotational mechanism. Lineage: Eukaryota; Viridiplantae; Streptophyta; Magnoliopsida; Asparagales; Orchidaceae. Gene Ontology annotation, cellular component: proton-transporting V-type ATPase, V0 domain. The record is from RefSeq and is a predicted model, not a curated record. The transcript is spliced from 3 exons. Bases 166 to 375 code for a protein of 69 amino acids.
CCCGCACCAUAUGAAAUUAACGGACAUGAUUGUUCCAGUUUUACCUCCUAUCCACGAUCGAUGUCUGGCGAAUAAUUUCUUCGAAAUUCUAUCGGUUCGCGAACCCUAGCCAGAACGGAAGAACGGGAAGGGGGGUAAAGUGUAUCGGGUCUUCCAUCGGGAUCUAUGGGGUUUUUAGUAACAACUCUAAUCUUCCUUGUCGCCGGCGUCAUCGCCGCGCUCUUCCUCAGGCUCUGCUGCAAUCAAGGCCCCUCCACCAAUCUGUUGCAUUUUACUUUGGUAAUUACGGCUACAAUUUGCUGUUGGAUGAUGUGGGCAAUUGUGUAUCUUGCACAGAUGAACCCAUUGAUUGUUCCCAUUCUCAACGGAGAGUAGUGAAAUGAUUCCAUUUCCUCAACCUCCCCAAUCCUGGUGCUCUUGCUGUCUCAUUAUCUUUUUCACCCGGAUUUAUUUGUAAUAUUGCAUAUCAAACAAAUUAAGGAAUAAAUUUGUAAUUUUUGAUUUUCCUCAGUCAUUGUAAACCUGUGGAUGUGUAUUUUUGUUAAUAUGUAAUGAUGCUAUUAUAUUUGCUUUGAACUGAAGAGCCGUUUAGCUCA